CUCAAUCUUACAACUGGAGUAACAACAGCAAUGUAAGUUGUUAUAAUUAUUUCAACUUACCACGGCAGAUAACUUUUCCCGGCAAUACGCACCAUUUAAUCAAUCCAUCUCACCGGUCUGUUCUUACGACACCUCGUUUACUGAUACCUCCAUUUGUUUCGACAUAUCGUCUUUUUUUGAUGUUCAAUGAGGCUCAGUUUUGAAGACCUGGCAAAAAGGCGACUAUCUCCAAAUUGAUGCUUCAUUUAUUUGAACAGGAUGAGCCCUGACAGUAACUUACGCCUUUUAUUGAUUGAAUGAGGUUGGUCCAGGCGACUGGCAUUCCUGAGGCACGAAAGUUGAAUGUAGAUCUCUAUAUUCUCGGUCUUACAGGGACUAACUGGCAUGAUCGUGUUCCCUAGGCUUUGGCAAUACUGACGUAAAAUAUCGCUAGGACGCAUGGACUAUCUUCGUACCAACCUCUCGUUGCGCCGGAAUAUCCUGGAUCACAUGCGCGGGCCAAAUUCCGGUCGCUAGUCUCGUCGGUGUAUACGACAAGCAUGUCCACUUGAUGUCCACAUGCCGGUGUCCGUCCGUCGAUAUCCAAUUGAAUCGACUGCAAGGACCGUGUAGCGGCGCGGCGGGCAGAUUUGUCUUCCACAUGACUGUAACAAUUGUACUCAAAUAUAUAAAUGCGAGAAGGCAUGUAGCAGGACGACUUGCUUUCGUCGUUGUUUGGUAUUCCAGCCCCGGGAACCGAGAUGCAUCUCAUCACUGUAGUCGCCAUAGGCCUGGCAAUGGUCUCAAAAACCACGGCUAUCCUCAUUCCUUCAAGUCCACCUUCGUCGGCAAAACCCGUAGACUCGUCACUCCUUAGCGUGUCCAUUGAGUUCUUCACCUUUCCAGCUUAUACCCAAAUUCAGGCAACUACAAACUGUCUGGCUAACAUCGCAACUCUCCGUGGGGCGGAACCCGCUAUCCGGAUCGGAGGUACAACCCAAGAUCGAGCCACGUACAACCCCACGCUCUCCACAGCGGUGAACUAUACAGUCGCCUCACCAGCAGAUGCGCCUGCGUCCCUUACCUAUGGACCAUCCUUCUUCUCCCUCGCUUCUCAGAUGAAGGGGGAUGUUACUGUCGGGCUGAAUCGGCAACUUAAUAACCAAGCUAUAACGCUUCAAGCAGCACAACAAGCGAAACAGAGUAUAGGUAAUUUGUUUGCUAUCGAGUUAGGUAAUGAGCCAGAAUUCUAUGCUUCCAAUUCUCCGGUCAUUCCAUCUGGACAAAGUUGGAACCAGGAUACCGACGCCGCAAGUGAGAAGUCCUGGUUCUCGACUUUCUCUGGAUCGGUCGGGAAUAUCUUCCAAGGCGCUGUAUACCUAUCUUGGAACGCAGGCGGUUUGUUAUCUCGAAUCGGCUCGGAUGGGGCUAGGUUUCUCAAGUCCAUCUCAAGACAUUCUUAUCCUCAAUCAGCAUGUGGAGGCGCAAGUACGAAUCUACCCAGUCUCAUGAGUCAUUCAGGUAUUGUCUCGUAUACUCGUCAAUAUCAGUCCGAGGCAACGGCGGUGCACGCGGUAGGCCUAAAGUACUUCUUGGGUGAGACGAACUCCGCCACAUGUGGAGGCGGAGGCAUUAGUCCUACCUUCGGUGCCGCAUUGUGGAUCGUAGAUUAUGUGCUACAGGGCGCCCUGAACGGCGUGGACAGGCUGUAUUUUCACCAAGGCACCAUAGGCAACUGCGCAAGUUUCGCUCUCAACAAUUGCAUGACAUCGGUGACUAAUAUCAUCUUCAUCGUCCAGGCAUAUUGUUUCUGGGGUACCUCGUCAAUCUUCACACCGUAUUAUGGUGUCGCUUUUGUCUCCGAGUUCCUCGGUACGGAUGGAGCCAAGGUGGCCAUGCUAGACGAUGGUACCAGCGCUAUCGGCGUAUAUGUUGUCUAUUCCUCUUCCAAUGUGCCGCUCCGAAUUCUAGUGCUAAACAGCAACUACUUCGAUGGCAGUGGUACACGAUCUCCGACUAGCGUCUCCUUUACAGGUCUCUCCACCUCCAGCAGCACGAAACAGGCGAAGAGACUUACUGCGCCAAAUGCUACUUCUCGUUCGGACCAAGGUGCUGCCGUGACUAUUGGUGGAAGUGCCAGUUUUGCAUCGAACUGUGCGAGAGCUGGAACGCAGAAUACAGAGAGCGUGAGUGCAAAUGGUGGUUCUAUGUCUGUUUCAUUGCAGGCUGCGGAAGCCUUGAUCGUCUUCCUGUAACGAUCGGAGGUGACAUGUACUCGUAUGCUGAUUGUGGAUCUUAUCCGCGUUCGUUGUCACUAACAAUGUGUGAUGCUGAGUGUGAUUGAUUGGGUCUUCCCAAAC
Molecule: messenger RNA, 2339 nt
Organism: Somion occarium
Lineage: Eukaryota; Fungi; Basidiomycota; Agaricomycetes; Polyporales; Cerrenaceae
Source: the annotation of a GenBank genome assembly